Messenger RNA from Monomorium pharaonis (pharaoh ant), 2342 nucleotides. RefSeq lists its product as uncharacterized. Bases 174 to 824 code for a protein of 216 amino acids. Lineage: Eukaryota; Metazoa; Arthropoda; Insecta; Hymenoptera; Formicidae. The transcript has a single exon. The record is from RefSeq and is a predicted model, not a curated record.
UGUGCAAUCGGGUGUGUCCAAUCGGGUCUGUGUCCAAUCGGGUCUGUGUCCAAUCGGAAAAUACUACUGUGUCCAAUCGCUUAUGUGCGCAAUCGGGACAGUCCUGUCAUAUACACUACUACUACUACAACUAUUAGUAAUUCUCUCUUUUCCUGCUGUUAUAAUUAUAAAAUAUGGACAUCGUUAUCGAUAUACAAGGCUUCAAGGAUACUGAAGAAUCUUUUUUUCCAAAAGAAGUUGCUGUUGUCUCUGUAAACACCGCCCAUUGCGCUCAUUGGAUCAUUGCACAGCCGUAUACUUUUACUGAACUGUCUGCCCGUUCAAAAUCUCAAAACAAUUGGCUCAGUAAAAAUUUCCAUGGUAUUGAGUGGUUUGAAGGAGACACACCGUAUAAAAACUUAUGUCGACAUUUGAGAGCUGUUACACAACUUACCAACCGAAUAUUCACUAGAGGCGCUGAUAAAUCAGCAUUUAUCCAACGUAUUACUAGCAGAAACAUUAUAAAUUUAGAAGAAGAGCAAGAAUGUCCAUCAUUUCAUCGUUUACCACAGUUAGAACAAACUUGUCUUAUUCAUAACAUAAAAAGUAAAACAAAUAAUAGGGAAUAUACAUGUGCUUUAAAUAAUGCGUUACGUAUCAGAAAAUGGCUUAAAAAUUAUGGUCUUUUGGAUUCUACAUCAUCGUCACCAUUAUCGCUACCAGCCCCAUCAUCUUGUAUGACAUGGUAUAAGCAUCAUGGUGAUAAGCAUCAAAAUACUAAAGAAGAAGAAGAAGCAGUAGAAGAAGAAGAAAAUAAUUCUCCACAUAACUCUUGGCGGUUAUGAAUAGUUUGCAACUGCGAGCAGCUUUACAAAAUAUUCCUUGUGACACCGCCGGUGUUUACGCGGCGGAUGAAAUACCAUCUGUUUAGAGUAAACCUGCAGGAAUUAUUGCUAAUACCGAUGAUCACACAAAACCCGGAACACACUGGGUCGCUAUGUACGUCGGCAGAGACGGCGUCGGCCACUAUUUCGACAGCUACGGAUUACCACCCAUCAUCCCUCAGCAUCUCAAACGGCUUAGAAGAAACUGCAAAAUCUUAUUCUACAACCCUCAACAAUUUCAAAGUAAUACCUCUGACGUGUUUGGACAAUUUUGUGUUAUGUUUGUGCAUCUUAUGUGUAGUGGUUUUGGUAUUCAUCGAUUUCGUGAUAUCUUUUCGAACAAUUUAUCACGAAAUGAUAAAAUAGUUCGCAAUUAUUAUAACACGUAUAUGACACACCAACAACCUUAUAUUUCAAAUAAAAAUCAAUUUAUAGGUCGUGGUAUGUCUCAUUCAGGUUGUGCGUCACAAACACAAAGUUGUUAUUCGCGGAAAUAAUAUAUCUUAUAUUAACCACAACUACCCAGCGAGAAAUAGUACAUCGAAUCGACAUCGAUUCGACAUCGAAAUCAUCAUUUUGAUGUCCAUUCGACGUCGAAUUGAUGUCGAAUUCAUUAUCGUUUCUCGCUGGGUAUGUAACCAAUAAAUAUUUAAGAUAGUAUUUUGUAUUACUACUGCAACAGAGAAAAAUGUAUGUCGUAAAAUGUAACAUGUAAUCAAUAAAUAAAUAUAUUAUUUGAUUAUUUAAAAAAAAAAACAAAAAUGUUUUAUUUCUUAAAAACCUCUCUUUAAGCUUUAUGUUAAGGAUGUGCUUUUUGUUAUUAGAAUAAAUAAAUAAAUAAGUAUUUAUCAAAAAUUUGUACCAAUAAAGUAUUUAAAAAGGGAAAGAGAGAGAGAGAGAGAGAGAGAAAGAGAGAGAGAGAGAGAGAGAGAUUUCAUAAAUGUAGCAUUUGUACCACUAUGGAGCAAGAGAGAGAGAGAUUCCAUAAAUGUAGCAGAUUUCAUAAAUGUAGCAUUUGUACCACUAUGGGUAGCCGCUUGUGACACUGGAGCCAUCGUAGAAAGGUGGGGGACGACGCCAGUAACGUCACAGGCGUCUCCCCAUAGUGGUACAUACCUACUUAGCAGCAAACGAUAAAGUGAAGCAAGUCACACAGCACGAUCUUGACAACCAACAACCAAUCAGCCUCGCGGAAAAGCGGUGAGAAAAUAAAUAAUACCCCUUUUUUAAAAGUAGAUACAACAGUUUUAAAAUAAAUAUAUUUAAAAAAUGUUUAAUACAUUGAUUAUGUUAAUAAAAGUUUACUUUAAUAAAGGUUUAUAGAUUUGCAUUAUUAUGGAAAUUUGUAACAGAACACUUCCAUUUUGUCAUAAUUUUUAAAACUUUAUUUUGUUUUAGUAACAUUAAAAAAAAGAUAUUCAUUUUAUAACAUUACAAAAAAGUAAUAUAUCGUAAAAAGAAACUUGUUACAUGAGAAAA